Messenger RNA from Dromiciops gliroides (monito del monte), 2020 nucleotides. RefSeq names its product oligodendrocyte myelin glycoprotein (gene OMG). NCBI's taxonomy places the organism in Eukaryota, Metazoa, Chordata, Mammalia, Microbiotheria, Microbiotheriidae. The record is from RefSeq and is a predicted model, not a curated record. Gene Ontology annotation, biological process: neuron projection regeneration. Gene Ontology annotation, molecular function: protein binding. Bases 357 to 1691 code for a protein of 444 amino acids. The transcript is spliced from 2 exons.
CUUGCUGAGUGUCUCUGUGGGAGCUAUGCCAUCAGAGGGGCUCCACCAGCUCCCUCCCUAUCCCCUAGGUAAGUUCAGGUCUUGGCUCUGGUGAGCAUGCACCCUUGCAAUCAAUCCGAGUCAGCACCAGUGACAGCUCUGCAGUCCUCCAAUGUGGUGCUGAUCAGGUGUUCUCAGAGCCUGGCUCAGCUCACAGCGACACAAUGCAGCUGAGCAGGCUGAGAAGGGGAGCACCAAGCCCAGCCUCCGGCACACAGCCUGUCCCUGCUCUCCAGAACCCAGCGGGCGACCUUUGAGCUGGAGCUUCAGAGAGAGAUGAUGUGCUGAGGUGGAAGACAACCCUAUCUGUGGCAAAGAUGGAAUAUCAGAUAUUGAAAAUGUCUCCCUGCCUGCUUAUCCUCCUGCUUCUCGCCCCUGGCAUUCUGUGUAUCUGUCCUCACCAAUGUACAUGCUCAGAAAAGCACAGGCGGGUGGAUUGUUCAGGCAGAAACUUGACUCUGUUGCCCCCUGGACUCCAAGAGAACAUUGUUCACUUAAACCUGUCCUCUAACCUCUUCACUGAUCUUCAUAACCAGCUAACUCAAUAUACCAACCUGAGGACCCUUGACGUGUCCAACAACAUGCUGGAACGCCUCCCUGAGCAGCUGCCCAGGUCCCUCUGGGAAAUGUAUGCCACCAACAACGCCAUCAAACUUCUGGACAAGUCGGAUACUGCCUAUCAGUGGAACCUCCGGCGCCUGGAUGUUUCUAGGAAUAUGCUGGAGAGGGUUGUUCUCAUCAGAAAUACCCUCAGUAAUCUUGCGUCCCUCAAUCUCAGCAGUAACAAGCUCUGGACGGUGCCCACCAACAUGCCCCCCAACAUAAAGACAGUGGACCUGUCUAGCAAUUCUUUGACCCAAAUUCUUCCAGGCACAUUAGUGAAGCUGAUAAACCUCACACACCUUUACCUACACAACAACAAGUUCACGCAUAUUCCCGAUCAAGCUUUCGACCACCUGUCUCAGUUGCAAGUGAUCACUUUGUACAACAAUCGGUGGGCUUGUGAGGACAAACAAAACGUCACCUAUUUACUGAAGUGGGUACUGCAAACCACAGCUCAGGUGGUUGGGUCUCCAUGUUCCAACUACACAACGCCCUGGCAGAACCACACUGAACAACCUACCCUUUCGGCAGGGACCUCAAGCACUUUCACCGGCAGUGGCGCACAGGCCACGGAUGCCAUUAGUUCCCUGAGUCUGGAAACCCUACACAAGGUGACCAAAAUACCCAAACAAUAUCGAACAAAGGAGUCCACAUUCAGUGCCACUCUAAGCAAAAGCGUAGUCCUUCCAAGCACUGAUAAGUCUUUGGUUCUCUAUCCAGAAGACCUGCCCACAGGAAAGACAAACUCCCAUGAAGCGGCAGCGGCAACACUGACCAUUCAUAUUCAAGACGCCACCAGCUUCAACUCCAGCUUCAUGAGUUCCACAAAGUCAUCUACAACUCCCAUGACCCUAAGCAUCACCAGUGGUGUGCCGAGCAGCUUCUCCGGAAUGGCUCAGCAAAGCACAACUCUCACCUUAAGGAGAGAGGAGACAACCACCAGUGCUUUUAAUGCUCACUUACCUUCCACAGCAAGUAUCUGGAGAGCAUACGUGCUGCAUGUCUUAGGGAUCACUGUUGCUGUAAUAAUGGUCGUGCUGACUGGCUGAGGACCAGAAUGUUCUGAAAUUAACAAAAGUACUCCUCUCUGUGAUGUAGAUUUGGAAAAAACGUGCUCCUAUCUAACCAGUGACUCAAAUUACAUAAAACCCUCGAAGGCCAGUCUUGCAUUUCUGACUCUGAUCUUAAUGAAGUAACUUUUGUCCUAAAUACAAGAAGUGCACAAAUAAUGUCUUGGUACUUUGCUGCUAUUUUACUGUCUUAACUGAGUAAAAUCUAACCUGUUAAGUCUUUUUUUUUUUUUAAUGAAAUGUUUAUUUUGUAUCUUAAGGCUUCAUUUUCUUGCAAAAAAUAUAAAGCAUCUGAACUUUAAUAUGUA